Passer domesticus (house sparrow) is the source of this 1521-nucleotide messenger RNA. It is a transcript of the gene RNF11, whose product is annotated as ring finger protein 11. The record is from RefSeq and is a predicted model, not a curated record. Bases 13 to 477 code for a protein of 154 amino acids. Gene Ontology annotation, cellular component: ubiquitin ligase complex. Lineage: Eukaryota; Metazoa; Chordata; Aves; Passeriformes; Passeridae. Gene Ontology annotation, molecular function: ubiquitin protein ligase activity. The transcript is spliced from 3 exons. Gene Ontology annotation, biological process: ubiquitin-dependent protein catabolic process.
CCCCCCGGGAAGAUGGGGAACUGCCUCAAGUCCCCCACCUCGGAUGACAUCUCGCUGCUCCACGAGUCCCAGUCGGACAGAGCUAGCUACGGAGACGGGGCUGAGCCGGAUCAGGAGCCGCCGCCGCCAUAUCAGGAGCAGGUGCCCGUGCCUGUGUACCACCCCACGCCGAGCCAGACGCGGCUGGCCACGCAGCUGACGGAGGAGGAGCAGAUCCGGAUAGCGCAGCGCAUCGGCCUCAUCCAGCACCUUCCCAAGGGAGUCUACGACCCCGGCAGGGACGGCUCCGAGAAGAAGAUCCGAGAAUGUGUCAUUUGUAUGAUGGACUUUGUUUAUGGGGACCCUAUCCGAUUUCUGCCGUGCAUGCACAUUUACCACCUGGACUGUAUAGAUGACUGGUUGAUGAGAUCCUUUACCUGUCCAUCCUGCAUGGAGCCAGUGGAUGCAGCACUGCUUUCAUCAUAUGAGACUAACUGAGCCAGGGUUUCUCUACUGAACCUUCGAGGAGACCAUCCACUUCAAUGGGUUUGAUCCUUUUGUCAUUCAGCCCAAAGAGCCAGGAAUUAGGAAUUAAGAUCAUGCACAAAGUAUACAUUUCCUAAUAAAUAAAUAAAAAAAUAUUCCUGAAUGGCUGCAAAUAUUGGAAAACAUAGUAUUUUAGAGACUAUAGAAAAGUAGGUUGUUAUUUUUAAUGUAAAGCCUUGACCCACCAUUGUCUUUUAAUGUUUGUUCUUACACCCAUAUAUAGGAAUUGUGUAAAGUGUUACAGCAACUGUAAAUGUUUAAACUGCGUGUAUCCAAUUUUAUUAGCAGCAAGAUAAGAGUAUUUUUUUCCUAAAUAAAGUAACCAGUUUUGUUCUGAUUCUUUUCACAAGUCCUGGCAUUUGGGUCAAGGCUUUAUUGAAAUCUACAUUUUAUAACACUGGCACAAAGAAAUAGUUUUAAGCUUGUUUGCACAGUUCUUUUUCUUUUUCUUUUUUUUUUUUUCCAUUGGAGAUGGAAUUCAUUGCCUUAGGUCUUUUUAAUAGUGUAUUGUUAUUGUUGGGCUGGCUCUAUGCUUGAAAACCAGUUUAUUUAUAACCUGUUAAAAGUGCUAUAUUUUGUUUGCAGUUAGGAAUAUGCAGACUUCAAAGUGAUCUCCUAGCUUAUAAGCAAACUGAGAUGCAUUAUCCCUUUUCUACAAGUGAUACAGAUUAUGAAGAUAUGACAGAAGUCCUGCAGUGAAAUUCUGGUUUCAUGGGUUUUUUUAAUAAUGUCCUUUGGUUUUGAUGAACAGUCCUUAAACUUUAAUAUGUGACCUUUAACUGGAUCAGAUUAAAAGUGGGCCAGAUGAACAAUAAAUAGUUAAGCUGCCAUCACUGAAAAAAAAUAAUUUGGAACUAAUGUAGCGCUAGCAUUGAUCACUUAUUCUAUUUUUUCACCCUAAAAUGGUUGUCUUGGAUAAUAGCAAAUGGAUACUGCAUCUCUCCUUCUUGUAGUUCUUAGGUUAUCAGAAGUUAAGAAUAAACAUACUGUAUCCCA